Molecule: messenger RNA, 822 nt
Organism: Brassica oleracea var. oleracea
Lineage: Eukaryota; Viridiplantae; Streptophyta; Magnoliopsida; Brassicales; Brassicaceae
Exons: 2
Coding region: 1-822 (273 amino acids)
Source: RefSeq, a predicted model, not a curated record
AUGUUAAGAGCAGUCAACAUUCAAGGUGAAGCAAAAACUGGUGAGGUGAUUGCAGAAAUGAUCAUAGAAUGCAUCAAGGAGGUUGGACAUGAGAAUGUGGUUCAAGUACUCACAGAUAACGCUUCAAAUUGUGUAAAAGCUGGUGCACUUAUUUUAUCUAAGUUUCCUACUAUCUUCUGGACACCAUUUGUGGUUCAUACUUUGAAUCUUGCUCUCAAAAACAUAUGUGCACAUGUUUAUAAUACAAGAAGCAAUGAAGAAGUGUAUGAUGCUUGUUAUUGGAUAAAGUCUAUCAGUGAGGAUGCCACUUGGAUCAAGAACUUUAUUAUGAACCAUGGAGUGAGGCUUGUCAUGUUCACAGAACAUUGUGAUCUUAAACUCCUUACAAUUGCUUCGACAAGGUUUGCUUCAACAGUUGUGAUGCCUAAGAGAUUCAAGAAAAUAAAAACCGGGUUACAACAAAUGGUGAUCAGUCCUAAAUGGGAUGAUUAUAAAGAUGAUGGUGUAGAAAGAGCAUCGACAGUAAAGAAAAAGAUAUUAGAUGAGAUGUUAUGGGAUGAGAUUGAUUAUGCUUUGUCUUUCACUUUGCCGAUAUAUAAUGUGAUUAGAGCAGCUGACACUGAUAAGCCUUCACUUCAUCUGGUUUAUGAGUGGUGGGAAAGCAUGAUACAGACUGUGAAAAAGUUUAUCUUUAGAAAGGAAAGGAAAGAACUUGAAGAUGACUCGGUUUUUUGGAAUGCGGUGCAGUCUAUUUUGACCUCUCGUUGGAGUAAGAGUAACACUCCUCUCCAUUGUAUGGCACAUUCUUUAAAUCCCAAGUAA